Molecule: messenger RNA, 1006 nt
Organism: Lampris incognitus (smalleye Pacific opah)
Lineage: Eukaryota; Metazoa; Chordata; Actinopteri; Lampriformes; Lampridae
Product: interleukin-17 receptor B
Exons: 6
Coding region: 119-1006 (295 amino acids)
Molecular function (GO): interleukin-17 receptor activity
Source: RefSeq, a predicted model, not a curated record
UAAGCAGGUGUGGUUUAAUUACUCAGUGCCUGCACCUACUGGCUUCACUGUUGUAGAAGUUGCCAAUCACCCAUUUCCUUCGUUUGGUCAAGAUAUUGCAUACAAAGCCACAACCAUCAUGAUGAAGCCAUAUGGAACUCCCCUCUCUGACAGCCCUGUCACAGUACAGGGUACACCGUUUGGAACGGAUGGUGUUCCACGGAGUGAAGUUUUUCCACGAAGUGAAGAUUCCUCUCCAAGCGUGGAGGUGGUCAUUUUAGCUGGAGUGACUUGUUUUUUGGUGCUAACUUCCUGCUUCAUAUUCUAUAAAGUGUGCAAGACAAAGUGUGCUGUGUCGUCGAGCUUCACCAUGCUACCUGCCUCUUUCACGGCUCCUGUCCCCAUCCUCCUGGUGUACCCGGUGGAGAAUCCAGUCUUCCAGAGGGCUGUGGCGGCUCUGGCAGAGUUCUUGCAGCAUCAUGGGGGCUGUAAUGUAGCCAUCGACAUGUGGCAACAGGGAAAGAUAGCAGAGCAAGGGCCCAUGCGGUGGCUGGCAGAGCAGGCCAAGUCUGCAGAGAGGGUGAUCAUCCUCUGCCCACAGUUGCAGCCCUUCCACUGUCCUCCCAAACAUGGUGUCUCAGAGCAGUCCAUCCCUGCUGCUGCCCAAGACCUUUACCCUUUGGUUCUUCACAUGGUGGCAAGCCACGCUAAGAGCUCCAGUGAACUGGCCAAGUUCUGGGCUGUGCAGUUUGGCAAGCCUCAGGAUAAGAAGCAUGGUAACCUUCUGGUGGAACUGAGGGCUUGCAAGAAGUUUUGUUUGAUGAAGGACUUGGACAAGCUGUACAGGAGUCUCCAUUCUCCGUUUCAAGGCUCCAAGAAGACCUUUGGGCUGAAGUGGAAAUUAGGGAUAUCCUAUAGUAAAGAUAGUACAAUCAAGUUAAGAGAUGCUGUUGGGCAGCUAGCUAAGUGUGGGCCUAACACUGUAGAGGAGCUGCAACAGUUGAAGGCUGCAAUUACCAGUGUAUGA